Messenger RNA from Dama dama (fallow deer), 2520 nucleotides. Its product is annotated as protocadherin alpha-10-like. NCBI's taxonomy places the organism in Eukaryota, Metazoa, Chordata, Mammalia, Artiodactyla, Cervidae. The transcript has a single exon. The record is from RefSeq and is a predicted model, not a curated record. Gene Ontology annotation, molecular function: calcium ion binding. Gene Ontology annotation, cellular component: plasma membrane. The coding region runs from base 1 to 2520 and encodes 839 amino acids. Gene Ontology annotation, biological process: homophilic cell-cell adhesion.
AUGUUGGUCUACAGACCCAGCGGUCUGAGCACCGGGCGCCUGCUUCUCUCCUUUCUGUUUGUUGCAGCCUGGGACGCUGGGAGCGGCCAGGUCCGCUACUCGGUCCCGGAGGAGGCUAAACGAGGCACUUUCGUGGGUCGCAUCGCUCAGGACCUGGGGCUGGAGCUGGCGGAGCUCGUGCCCCGCCUGUUCCGGAUUGCAUCCAAACGCCGGGGGGACUUUCUGGAGGUAAAUCUGCAGAAUGGCAUUUUGUUUGUGAAUUCUCGGAUCGACCGGGAGGAGCUGUGCGGGCGGAGCGCGGAGUGCAGCAUCCACCUGGAGGUGAUCGUGGACCGGCCGCUGCAGGUGUUCCAUGUGGAGGUGGAGGUGAAGGACAUUAACGACAACCGGCCGGUUUUCUCCACCUCAGAACAAAAGCUCUCAAUUCUGGAAUCUCAACCGCUUGACUCUCGAUUUCCUCUAGAAGGCGCAUCUGAUGCGGAUAUUGGAGAGAACGCAGUGCUUACUUACGGACUCAGUUCAAAUGAGUUUUUCACUCUUGAUAUUAUAAACAAAAAGGACAAAGGCAAAUUACCAGUGCUUGUUCUAAGCAAACUGCUGGAUCGUGAAGAAAAUCCUCAGCUUCGGUUGUUACUAACGACAACUGAUGGAGGCAAACCUGAACUUACCGGAUCUGUUACUCUGCUGAUCCUGGUGUUAGAUGCCAAUGACAAUGCACCCGUAUUUGACCAAACCGUGUAUGAAGUUAAGAUGUAUGAAAAUUCAGCGAACCAAACAUUGGUUAUUUGGCUAAAUGCUUCUGAUGCGGAUGAAGGGAUAAACAAGGAGGUAAUAUAUUCAUUUAGCUCUUUGGUUCCACCCACCGUAAGAAGGAAAUUUUUAAUUAAUGAAAGAACGGGAGAAGUAAGAAUCAAUGAUGCCAUUGACUUCGAAGAUAGUAACACUUACGAAAUUCAUGUAGAUGUUACAGAUAAAGGAAACCCACCCAUGGUUGGUCACUGCACCGUCCUAGUGGAAAUCCUGGAUGAAAAUGAUAAUUCACCUGAGCUGGUUGUCACUUCUUUGGCUCUCCCGGUGCGAGAGGAUGCUCAGGUAGGUACCGUCAUAUCCCUGAUCAGCGUGUCCGACCGUGACUCUGGUGCCAACGGGCAGGUGACCUGCUCACUAACACCUGAAAGCCCCUUCAAACUAGUGUCCACCUUUAAGAAUUACUAUUCACUCGUGUUGGACAGCGUCUUGGAUCGCGAGAGCGUGGCGAACUAUGAGGUGGUGCUGACUGCGAGGGAUGGGGGCUCGCCUUCGCUGUCGGCCACUGCCAGCGUGUCCGUGGAGGUGGCCGACGUGAACGACAACGCGCCCGCGUUCCCGCAGCCCGAGUACACGGUGUUCGUCAAGGAGAACAACCCGCCCGGCUGCCACAUCUUCACCGUGUCGGCGCGAGACGCGGACGCGCAGGAGAACGCGCUGGUGUCCUACUCGCUGGUGGAGCGGCGGGUGGGCGAGCGCGCGCUGUCGAGCUACGUGUCGGUGCACGCGGAGAGCGGCAAGGUGUACGCGCUGCAGCCGCUGGACCACGAGGAGCUGGAGCUGCUGCAGUUCCAGGUGAGCGCGCGCGACGCGGGCGUGCCGCCCCUGGGCAGCAACGUGACGCUGCAGGUGUUCGUGCUGGACGAGAACGACAACGCGCCUGCGCUGCUGCCGCCCGGGCCAGGCGGAGGACCCAGCGCGGUGAGCCAGGUGGUGGCGCGGUCCGUGGACGCGGGCCACGUGGUGGCGAAGGUGCGCGCGGUGGACGCGGACUCGGGCUACAACGCGUGGCUGUCGUACGAGCUGCAGCCGGCGGCGGGUGGCGCGCGCAGCCCGUUCCGCGUGGGGCUGUACACCGGCGAGAUCAGCACGACGCGCGCCCUGGACGAGGCGGACGCGCCGCGCCAGCGCCUGCUGGUGCUGGUGAAGGACCACGGCGAGCCGGCGCUGACGGCCACGGCCACCGUGCUGCUGUCGCUGGAGGACAGCGGCCAGGCGCCCAAGGCCUCUUCGCGGGCGUUGUCUGGUGCAGCUGGCGCAGAGACGGCGUUAGUGGAUGUGAACGUGUACCUGAUCUUCGCCAUCUGCGCGGUGUCCAGCCUGUUGGUGCUCACGCUGCUGCUGUACACGGCGCUGCGGUGCUCGGCGCCGCCCAGCGAGGGCGCGUGCGGGCCGGGGAAGCCCAGGCUGGUGUGCUCCAGCGCGGUGGGGAGCUGGUCUUACUCGCAGGAGAGGCGGCAGAGGGUGUGCUCUGGGGAGGGGCCGCCCAAGGCCGACCUCAUGGCCUUCAGCCCCAGUCUUCCGCCGUGUCUGCAACCAGAAGCGGAAGUGGAAGAACAGUCUAUUGAAGGCGACCGCUCUAUCAAGGUGGGUUAUUACUUUUUUAUUUUCAUGCUUUGCUGCGUGAAUAUUUUAUUUUACCCCGUUUUCCCGCCUCAAAUAUAUUUCUUGGAGUAUCUUUAUCUUUUGUCUAAAGAACAUACAUUUUUAUAA